Molecule: messenger RNA, 618 nt
Organism: Arabidopsis lyrata subsp. lyrata
Lineage: Eukaryota; Viridiplantae; Streptophyta; Magnoliopsida; Brassicales; Brassicaceae
Product: glutamic acid-rich protein-like
Exons: 2
Coding region: 1-618 (205 amino acids)
Source: RefSeq, a predicted model, not a curated record
AUGGCGAAGACAAGAGGAGGAGGUCAAGUUGGUUCUCGUCGUAGUAGACGUAAUCAAGGCUUGGAGGUAGAAGAUGUUACACCACCAGUUGCUCCUGCAACAACACUAAAGGUGAAUAAGAAGGUGAAUAAGAAAAGAAAAGCAAAGAAAGUGGGUACGAGAAGUAGUACUAGAAGCAAGAAAGUGGCUGCUCAAGAUGAUGAGGUAGAAGAUGUUACACCGCAAGAUAAUGUGGUUGAAGAACCGCAAGAUGAUGAGGUAGAAGAUGUUACACCGCAAGAUAAUGUGGUUGAAGAACCGCAAGAUGAUUUGGUUGAUAGUGUAACACCGGAAGUUGUGGAAGAAGAGAAGGGUAAUGACAAAGAAGAUGUAACACCGGAGGCUGAUCAGACUGAGAAUGCAAUGUCUGAAGAUGAGAAAGAAGAUUUUGAGAUAGAAGGAGAAGCUUGCUUGACUAGACAGGAACCGCAAGACGAUGAAGAAGAAGCUGCCAAUAUGGAAGAAGAUGGUGUUGACAAUGGUCAAGAUAAUGGGAUUCCUAUCAAUACUGAUGAAGGAAGUCAUCGUUUCUCAAAAGUUAUGAAUUACUCUUUCAUAGCGUUUUAUUUACGCUGUUAA